This is a messenger RNA of Monopterus albus (swamp eel), 7252 nucleotides long. It is a transcript of the gene cblb, whose product is annotated as Cbl proto-oncogene B, E3 ubiquitin protein ligase. The transcript is spliced from 18 exons. The coding region runs from base 229 to 3063 and encodes 944 amino acids. Gene Ontology annotation, molecular function: phosphotyrosine residue binding; ubiquitin protein ligase activity; receptor tyrosine kinase binding. Gene Ontology annotation, cellular component: membrane raft; plasma membrane. Gene Ontology annotation, biological process: negative regulation of epidermal growth factor-activated receptor activity; cell surface receptor signaling pathway. Lineage: Eukaryota; Metazoa; Chordata; Actinopteri; Synbranchiformes; Synbranchidae. The record is from RefSeq and is a predicted model, not a curated record.
UGUCGCUGUACAAAACAGUACAGAUCGCCCAGCUCUCCUCCGACAGCUACUCGGGAACAUUUUGCAAAGAGGACUGUGAAACAUGGAGCGUUUAUAGGGAAGUAACAGGCUCCACACGUCGGAUACUUGGUCUGCCACUCAUUCUUCUGGGCACUCCUUGUUUUUUGUGUGCUGAAUGUGGAUCGAAUUCAGCAGGGAUCCCAGCAGACAUUCCCUGGUGGUUUGGAAAUGGCAACUGCUCUCAGUGGCCGAAACCCUGGUGGACGAGGACAGAACCGAAGUAAGGGUCGGAUUUUAGGUAUUAUUGAUGCCAUCCAGGAUGCGGUGGGGCCACCAAAACAAGCGGCAGCUGACCGGAGGACCGUGGAGAAAACCUGGAAACUCAUGGAUAAAGUUGUCCGGCUGUGUCAGAAUCCCAGACUACAGCUGAAAAACAGUCCACCGUACAUCCUGGAUAUCUUACCUGAUACCUACCAGCACCUGCGUCUUAUACUGGGCAAAUAUGAAGAGAACCAGAAACUCACACAGCUCAGUGAGAAUGAGUAUUUUAAAAUCUACAUCGAUAGCCUUAUGAAGAAAUCCAAACGGGCCAUCCGGCUCUUCAAAGAGGGAAAGGAGAGGAUGUAUGAGGAGCAGUCACAGGACAGGAGGAACCUGACCAAACUGUCUCUGAUCUUCAGCCACAUGUUGGCUGAAAUCAAAGCCAUCUUUCCCGGAGGACAGUUCCAGGGGGAUACGUUCAGGAUCACCAAAGCCGAUGCCGCUGACUUCUGGAGGAGAUUUUUUGAAGAUAAGACAAUAGUGCCAUGGAAAGUCUUCCGACAGUGCCUUCAUGAAUUGCAUCCUAUCAGUUCGGGCCUGGAGGCCAUGGCCCUCAAAUCUACCAUUGAUCUCACCUGCAAUGACUAUAUUUCUGUGUUUGAGUUUGACAUCUUCACACGCCUCUUCCAGCCAUGGGGAUCAAUUCUAAGAAACUGGAAUUUCCUGGCAGUGACACAUCCUGGCUACAUGGCCUUCCUUACCUAUGAUGAAGUCAAGGCCCGACUACACAAAUACAUCAACAAGCCCGGCAGUUACAUCUUCAGACUGAGUUGUACACGCCUGGGCCAGUGGGCCAUUGGUUAUGUGACCAGUGAUGGAAACAUACUGCAAACCAUUCCCCACAACAAACCACUGUUCCAGGCCCUCAUCGAUGGCUACAGGGAGGGCUUCUACCUGUUCCCUGAUGGUCGCAGUUACAACCCUGACCUCACUGGUUUAUGUGAGCCAAUGCCUCAUGAUCACAUCAAAGUGACACAAGAGCAGUAUGAGCUGUACUGUGAAAUGGGCUCCACCUUCCAGCUUUGUAAGAUCUGUGCUGAGAAUGACAAAGACAUCAAGAUCGAACCUUGCGGUCACCUUAUGUGUACUUCCUGUCUUACGGCCUGGCAGGAAUCAGAUGGUCAGGGUUGUCCAUUCUGUCGCUGUGAGAUCAAAGGAACAGAGCCCAUCAUUGUCGAUCCCUUUGACCCACGAAAUGAGGGCACCAAGUGCUUCUUCCUGGACCAGCAUAGCUGCCACAUGCUGGAGCUGGAUGAUGAGGAAGACCGAGAAGACUGUCUGGUCAUGAAUGGCCUGGCCAGUAUCAGGAAGUGUGCCGAGCACCAGAACUCGCCCCUAGUGUCUCCCAGCUCUUCACCUGUCAGCCAACACAGAAAAACCCAUGGUGGGGAAUCUGGCCACUGCACCCAGCACCUCAGCCUUCCCCCUGUCCCGCCACGACUCGACCUCAUUCAGAAAGGUGCCGUCCGCUCCCCAUCUGCGAGUCCAGCCGGCUCCCCAAAGUCUUCACCAGGCAUGUCCAGGAAGCAAGACAAACCCCCCCCAGCCCCACCUCCUCCCCAGAGAGACCCCCCUCCACCGCCUCCCCCUGAGCGUCCUCCUCCCAUACCCCCAGAGUCACGCCACUCUUGGCUGCCCAGUUCCUCUUCCUCAGCCUCCUCCAUGUCAACUUCUAUCGCCGCAUUGUCAGACGCCCAGAUGGUCUCUGAGACACGAUGUCCCAAAGACAACCUUUUGGCAGAUGCUCAUAUGACUGGAGCUGAACCCCAGCUUCAGCUUGGAUCUGCUGGCCCUACCCACCUGAAUGGAAGACCGCUCAGUUGUCCAUCUGCAGGGUUUGGGAGGUUACUACAUAAAAUGGAGGGGGCAGGAAACUCAGAGAGCUCUAAGCCCUUCUCCAAUGGUGUGCAAGGCAGUGAUGAGUAUGACAUCCUUCCCUCACGGCACUCGCCAACUCAGUACAAACUUGCCAGUAGCCACAAACCCUCCAACCCUUUCAGCAGCCCUGUGAUAGAACGACAGUGGGAAGCGAUGGAGAGGAUGGAGGAUCAGAUCCCUUCAUCCAGCCUCUGCCUGAGCCAGUCUCCCAUCUGCAUCCCUGUUCCCAGCAGGCACCUGGAGAAUGGCUCUCCAGAGCCCUCUAUCGAGGAGAUGAAGCCAUGGCCCCCUGAACCUGGUGGACACCAAGAAUCGGGCAGGGGCUUUGUCCCAGGGGCAGCACAUCCUGCGCUCUGCGCCUUCAACACCAAUAAGACACCCUCUGACUAUGACAUUCUGCUGCCCCCUCAAGCAUUAGAAGACCCCUUCAACAGCCAUCCUCUAUCCCAGUCUCCUCCUGGCCCCCCUCCUCCUCCACCGGCACGACACAGCUUCACUGAUCUGUCCAGCUCCUCACCGUCCUCAUCCUGCAACUCCUCCACAUGCUCUUCUGUCAGCGCACGACCACACAGGCCCACCUCUGGACAUGAGCACUUACUGUUAAAUCCUGCAUCGCUGGACUGUUUGCAGGCCCCUGCCAGGCCGCCCAAGCCACUGCCCAGGAAGAUCCCCCCAGACAUUCAUCCAGGCAAGCCCCACAGCCUGGAGUCAGAAAACAUGGACGCCAAGAUUGCCAAGCUGAUGGGGGAGGGAUACUCCUUUGAGGAUGUGAAGCGUGCACUGAUGAUUGCCCAGUACAAAGUGGACGUGGCCCGAAACAUUCUGCGAGAGUUUGCCUUAGUGGCCCCAAGACUGAAUCUCUAGUCCUACAGACUGUGAAAGGGAGCACAAUUUUGAAGCUGUGCCUCUGAAUGGACUGUUUAAAAAGGGCUUCUUCAUUCUGCUUGGCCUUGGACUGUUGGACAAAAGAAUGAUCAACAAAAACAAAUAUUUCAAGGGAGACUUGCUUUUCGCUGCCGAACAGACAUGGCAACACACAACAAAGUGGCUUAAACCAAACACAGAAAAUCAAAAAAGAAAACAAGAGCAUGUCUGAAUGACUUAAACCUGUGAAAAAACAAAACCAGGCUUAUUGUUUACAGUGAGUCCUGCUGGUGCUGGUCUCUGCAUGUUAAAUGCUCCUGUUUGUCUUGGGGCUUGGACUGAGUGCCCCUUUUAAAGCCCUGAUCCUGCUACUGAUGCUACUGUUCCUUCACAUCCUGCCACCCUCCAGACUUGAUAUUGAAGGACCUUUCAAAAGAGCAAGACCUUUCCAGCUCAAUUUUUCUUACAUGCUCAGCUAGUUGUUAGGGGUCAUUUUUAUUUACAACCAGUGGGUGGAGCCAAACUCCGCUGCUUCUCUUCUCUAACCCUCUCACUCUCCUCUUCAGUAUCUUGUGCUUCACCUACUUCCUCCUCUCCUCUUCCUAGUGUGUUGUAGAGAAUACACCAGUGUUUGUCCUGAGGCUGGCUGACUUGUAGGUCUUAACAAGAUCUGGAGAGUUGGGAGUACUUAUUGACUUGUUUGCCCCAGACUUGGAGAAAACUGUAAGACAGCUCCAGAGAAAUGCUCUUAUUAGACAUGGCAUCUCAUUUGGACAAAGAAAGUGAAGCAGGGACAGGGCAGAAGGGUUAGUAUUGCUCUGUUUCUGUUCCUACACCAGAGGAUUAAUCAGUUUGAGCCUUUUUAAGUGCUUUCUUCAUCUGAGGACAGCUAGCCUAUGAAUGUAUUUGUUCUGCAUGAGUGAGCUAUACCUUUGUACACUCAGCGCCUCUCAGGCCCAGUUUUGCCCUUGUGUGAUUAAGAGGUGUUUAAUGUUUGUGGAAAUUUUUAUUUUCAAGAUUAAAAGCCAGACAAUUGUGCCUACAUAUAAACUCAAGCAUUUAAAUGAUGGGAGUGAGCCUGUUGUGGAGGCCAAAGAGCCAGAAAGACGACGCGCUCUGCAGCACUCACACCGCAGCCAAUUACACACCCAUCAUAUGGUGAAAAUGUCUGUUCUUCACAUGUUUGAGGAAUCCAUCUCAGUCUGAUUUGGAGCCAGAGUCACUUGGUAGCUCUGCAGUAAUUAUGCUACUUAAGCAUUUUUACUGAUAUGAAGUUGUGUGAACAUGACUAGGACACAGUAUACCACAGAGCACUCAGACUUUGAGAUUGGACAUAUGCACAUUAACUGUGUGGUACAGGUGAAACCCCCCCUUCCAAGGAUUUGAAAUCAACUGUGUUGCCCCCAGUGAUUGCAAGCCAUCUCAACUAUGCAUAGAUUAGGUGUGUUCCCAGUUCAUUACUCCUUAUGGGGGAUGUUGGCAGGUCUAUGUUGUCCUGUUGGCAUAAGACGGGGCUAUGUUUACAAGGACACUAAAACUCUCAUUAUUUUCAUACAGUGUAUUUUAAAUGUAUAAUUUACAACUGAAUUGAUUUGGCCAUUGUGAUAACCUUGUACUCAUCAGGAAGUGGGAAGACAGUCGUCACCGACAGGCCAAGCAACGCGAGCAGUUGGAUCAUCAGAACAUUAGAGGACUUCAGUUCUAUACAAGUCUGUCUAACAUGGGGGUUUAUUUAAAUUUUGUCUUGUCAUAAAUACUUGUGUUUUUGUCCUGUCUGAACUUUUUUAAACUGUUAAUCUGACUGACAGAAAUGAUAGGAAAUGGAAAUGAGACCAAAGUGGUAAAAAAAGAAAACUUGGCUACGAGUUAAAGUCUGGUAUUAUACGUGUUGUAUUAUACCUGCUAUAUGAAGAAAAUGAGAUGUGAUGACCUCUGAUAAUAUAAUUCCAUAACAGGCACCAAAAAUCGCCCUCUCCAACUGGUUACAACUAAAUAAUGCACGCAAAGAAGCUUUUACUAUCAGAAUUUCUUGUCUGGGAAACAUUGGACUGGCAGAGGCAGAAAGCUUUCCUCCCUGACAGUGCAGUGUGAUAUGUCAAUAUAUUGUGCUUUUAACUACUGUACAGUAAAUAUCAGGACUGUAGUAGCUGUUAUUGUGACCGAUACAAAAAACUGAGCUAGGCCCCCUGACCGUGCAGCAUAUGGGUCUGUGUGUUUUUUGUUUCUGAACAAAGAAACAGAAGAAGGCAGAGAGUUCCUCUGCCCAAGGUUCCUCCUUUGUGCCCAUGGACGAGCUGAAUAAACACACACACACAGCAACACAUACUGUAGCAUUGACCCAUUUUCAUCUCCACACUCUCAUUUUUCCUGCAGCCUUUGUCAGGUUAUCAGAAUGAAUCUGAGAGGUUAUACUAUACUGUACUGUAGUUCUCUUCAGAGGGAUGCUUUAAACUGCUAAUUGAUUUAGGUCCCCUGUGACUCAUGCUCCAUGCAGAUGGAUAACAGUGUUUCUGGUCACACAUAUAUUAGUCUGCCUGCACAAAUGGAUCAGUUGAAACACCCUGAUAAUACAGCAAGAGUAGUAAAUAGUGAUCCCACUUCUACUAAUGCCACUGUCUUUUUUCUUUCCUCUUUUUCUCUAUCCAUGUAAAUUCUUACAUUCAACGUAGUGAGUAUUGCUCUCUCUGCUACGUGGUCAACCAUGGGAAUAAAAUCAAGCUGAUGGAUGGAGAGAAAAUGUCUUAAAGUGUACAAUACAGGAGGCCUAAAACAUGUUUUGAUUUAUUGUACUUAUUAUUUUAGCCAUUGCAUCAGUGCGUCAGAUAACAGAUACUGAAUGACCCCACCCAUGUCUGUCCAUAAAGUGGCUGUGAUUGCCCCACUGACAUCCUUUCCUUUCUUUACUGAGCAGCACUUUAAAAGGGAACACCGCCAUAGUUCAAAAUGUACACAUGUUAACGUCAGGGUCUAGAUAGUCCAGGGAGAAUUAGUGAUAGUGAGAGUUGCUGUGUGACAGGAGAAAGUUUGAGAACCAAGUCGUCACCCCCACAGUGCAGACAUAAAUUCAUGCAUGAUCAAAGUAUGUCAACUAUACAAAAACACAUAUAUAAGCAUAUAAUUAAGUGACUGGAAAAUGCUUAAUCAUCAGUUAAGCAGCUUCAUCUGCUCCCUUGACAGGUUAGAGCAGACAAAGCUGCAACCGCAUUCAAAGUCAAACAUUCAACAAGUAAAUAUUUUCUGAUCCUCCGACAGAAAUCUGCAAGGCUGCUCUUCUUUUCCAGCUCACAGAUUAGAUUUACUGUUGCAGAUGUUGCAGGGAACUCUCAUCUGGUUUAUUCCCAGUAGACUGAGCCACCACACACAGAAAUAGGGAAUUCUGAUGUGUAAACCAGUGGCAUUCCCCUUUAGCUUGAGGCUUAAAUUACUUGUACUUAUGUAUUUAUUUAUUUUUUUUUAAUUAUUCUUACAACUUUUUGCACUGGUCUGUUUUUACUUUUAUUUUCUCCAAGUUAAAUGACUGAGCUUAGAGUUGUCCAUUCCUUUAGACUUCCUCGCGAUGAGGGUAAUCCAUUUUCAUAUUAAUGUACUCCAGGGACAAAACAUGUUGAUAAUAUGUAAAGCAUAGUGUAAUAUGCAAUUAAUUUAUACAUUGUUGCUUCUUUUUCUUGUUAUUCAGAUUUCGUGGAUAAGUAAAUACGAUGUCACAGUUCUGUUGUUUCUUACUUGUGUGUGUGUGUGUGUGUGUGUGUGUGUGAGUGAGUGAGUGUUAUGACACCGUGGGACCACUGUUUCCUGAUAAUUUGUUUCUUUAUAAAUUAAAUACAAUAGCCAGCCAGAUACUUCUUGUGAGUCAAAAUGCAGUGGAAAUAAAAGGAUGUCAUGAGUAACCAUGAUCUCAGGGAGCGCCACUCAACCUGCAAGCCACUGGAGUCAGAUCAGGAGAAAACUCUGACAACUGAUGGAAUGUAUUUGAUAUAGAGGGAUACUGAAUUUAACUGGAACUUAUAAAAGAAAGUGAGAAAUUGUCCUGUCACUGAACAUACACAUUAAGUGAUGCAGUAAUUACACACAAAAACUGCCUGAGGUGCUCCCUCCUGUCAGUUAAGACUGGCAUAAUAUUCCACUUCCUCCACAUAAAUAAAGAUUGGUGCACAGAUGUCACGGUGCUACAGAGGACAUGUAUCACGGA